CUGUGGAACCGAGCCGCGGCGUCGCCGGUGUGGUUUGCGGUGGUGUGUGACGGGAUUUGGAGGUCCACGCCCAGAUCGUGUGGGUUCCGAAGGAAAUUUGAGGAUUUCGGCAUUAUCUAUCGCCCCUUACAUUUCUGAUUAGAUUCCAGCGAAAAGGUCAUUGUCAUGUCGUACAGUAAGAAGUACGCGUUUGCGUCGCUGCCCCGUACCCAAAGAGGAACGCCCAUUGUGUUGGGCGGUGACCCAAAGGGCAAACACUUCCUGUAUACGAAUGGAAACAGUGUGUACAUCAGGGACAUUAACAACCCAGAGAUAUGUGAUAUCUACACCCAGCACUCGACGACGGUGACAGUGGCCAAGUACUCGCCGAGCGGAUUUUACAUAGCAUCUGGAGAUGCCUCUGGAAAAGUAAGGAUCUGGGACACGGUGAACCUAGAACACAUCCUAAAAAACGAGUUCCAGCCUAUCUCAGGUGAGAUCAGAGACAUAGCAUGGUCUCCAGACUCUCAAAGGAUAGUGGUUGUUGGAAAUGGAAGGGAAAAAUAUGCCCAUGUGUUCAUGGCGGACACUGGAACAUCUGUGGGGGAGAUCCUGGGUCAAACAAAGAUCAUCAACACUGUGGAUUACAGGCCUGCAAGACCAUUUAGGAUCAUCACUGGCAGUGAAGACAACUCUGUGGGAUUCUUUGAGGGCCCACCAUUCAAGUUCAAGCUCACAAAGCAUGAUCACACUCGCUUUGUGCAGGCUGUUAGGUUUUCACCAAGUGGCGAGUUGUUUGCUACAGGAGGUUUUGAUGGCAAAAUCUUCAUUUAUGAUGGUAAGACUGCUGAGCUUGUGGGGGAGAUGGGAUCUCCUGCCCACAAAGGAGGUGUCUAUGCUGUGGCCUGGAGCCCUGAUGGCAAGCAGUUGUUGUCUUCAUCUGGGGACAAGACCUGCAAAAUCUGGGAUGUGGAGACAAGGACCAUGGUAACUGACUUCUGCAUGGGCACUACAGUGGAGGACCAGCAGUACUCCUGCCUGUGGCAGGGUGAGCACCUGCUGACUGUAGGCCUCCAUGGCUUCAUCACUUACCUGGACCCCAAGAACCCGUCACAGCCUAUCCGCGUGAUUAAGGGUCACAACAAGCCCAUCACCGCACUGGCUGUCAGCCAGGACAAGAGUCACAUCUACACUGGCUCACACGACGGCAACGUGACCCAGUGGGACGCGGCCUCGGGCGCCAACGAGCGCGUGCAGGGCGUUGGCCACGGCAACUACAUCAGCGGUGCCGUCACCAACGCCGACAGCAUCGUCACCAUCGGCUACGAUGACGCGCUGCGCACCGUCAACGAGCUGAAGCUGGCCUACACCGACUGUCUGACGCUGGGCGCCCAGCCGCGCGCCAUCAGCGCCGGCGAUGACACCGUGGCCGUCAUCACUGUCAAGGAGAUCGUGCUGCUGAAGGGGAACAGCCGCGUCGCCUCGCUGCCCAUCAGCUACGACCCCUCGGCGCUGGCCUUCAACGCGGCAUCGGGCGAGCUGGCUGUCGGCACGCAGGACACCAACCAGGUGAUCGUGUACCAGGUGAGCGGCGCCAGCAUCAGCCAGAAGCUGGAGCUGCAGCACCGGGGCGCCGUCACCGACGCCGCAUACUCGCCCGACGGCCAGUUCCUGGUGGCCUGCGACGGCCACCGCCAGGUGGUGCUGUAUCGGCUGCCCGACUACCAGGUGGCCAACCCUAUGGAGUGGGCGUUCCACGCGGCCAAGGUCAACUGCGUCGCCUGGUCGCCCGACUCGUCGCUGGUGGCCUCCGGCUCGCUCGACACCAACGUGAUCGUGUGGAGCGCGCGCGACCCGCGCCAGCACCUGAUCAUGAAGCGCGCGCACGACCAGAGCCAGGUGACGCGCGUCGGCUGGCUGGACAACGAGACGCUCGUCUCCGCCGGCCAGGACUGCAACACGCGCCUCUGGAACAUCAGCCUGUAGGCGCGCCCGCGGCACCCUGGCCGCCUGUCGGCAGGAGUCGCGGGCCGCCGCCGCCGCCGUGUUUUGUACUAACGCGUCUGUGGGCCGUCGUGCCUUGUGUGCGCUGCUGGCUCUGCUGAAACCGGUGCCCGCCGCGGCGCCGCCGCUCGUGUAUUGCUGGAGAGUUUUCGUGUGCGCAUGCUGGACGUUGGUGCUCUGAAAUCACGCGCAUGAUGUUCUGAUGCUACUACCAAUGCUAGCGUUGUGAUGAUUUAGCUUAUUCUGGAAGUCUUCCUCUAUUGUGACUUGCAUGGCUGCCUAUUUCACGAACAAUAUAGUAAUGAUCAAGCGUGCUUCCGCUGGACAGGAGGCGCGAUGAAGCGAUGGUUUUACAAAUGGAAUACAAUGCACCAUUUAAUACACUUGUGUCGUCGCAUAUUAACCUAGGA
Molecule: messenger RNA, 2393 nt
Organism: Pollicipes pollicipes
Lineage: Eukaryota; Metazoa; Arthropoda; Thecostraca; Pollicipedomorpha; Pollicipedidae
Gene: flr
Product: actin-interacting protein 1 flr
Exons: 1
Coding region: 166-1965 (599 amino acids)
Biological process (GO): actin filament depolymerization; sarcomere organization; locomotion
Cellular component (GO): cortical actin cytoskeleton
Molecular function (GO): actin filament binding
Source: RefSeq, a predicted model, not a curated record